This is a messenger RNA of Endocarpon pusillum Z07020, 1554 nucleotides long. RefSeq lists its product as uncharacterized. The record is from RefSeq and is a predicted model, not a curated record. Lineage: Eukaryota; Fungi; Ascomycota; Eurotiomycetes; Verrucariales; Verrucariaceae. Gene Ontology annotation, biological process: intracellular signal transduction; intracellular monoatomic cation homeostasis; protein phosphorylation. The coding region runs from base 1 to 1554 and encodes 517 amino acids. Gene Ontology annotation, molecular function: protein serine/threonine kinase activity; ATP binding. The transcript has 3 exons.
AUGAAUCCACAAUCGCCUGCCGUAUCACCUGCUCCAUCGACCACAUCUACCGCUAACCAGUCAGAUCGAAAUGGAGACCAGAUAACACUUCCGGUGGAGGCGACGGCCAACCUAUCGCUUAACGGGAAGGCUGUCCCUCCUAAAAGGCCUACCAUGACGGCUCGCAUCUCCCGCAUGUUCUCUCAAGCUCCUAAGGCCAAGGAUCAAGAUGACCCCAGAUCACGGAGCCCAGAUCAGAAUGUCGACACUCCUGGCACAGUCAAGGCGCCGCCUAAACUUGCUACACCUACUCAGCAGCCAUCAUACGACCAGAAGGAAUCAAAAGAUGCAAAAGACCGCAAAUUCAGCAUGUUGAGCACUAGCAAGGACAAAGUCAACGACAUCACGGGAAACAACCCAGCCAACAAUCAAUACAAGCGAUUCGAGAUGAACGAGGAUGGCACGCAUACACAUUAUCUCAAGUCUGUAAAGCGACAGGAAAAGUUGUCUGACAUGCUCAGCAGCAUGCUUGGCGGUGGUAAGAGAAAAGAAGCAGACGGCGGAGACAAUCAUCAGCAACUCUCCUUGAUGUCCUCGUGGGUUGAUCAGCUCAAGUUAGAACGCGAAAGUCUUGCUAGCGACAAGAAAGGUGGGCCCAAUGCCGCUGCCGGGCUCGUCGAGAAAUAUGGCAAAUGUCAAGAAAUCGUCGGUCGGGGUGCAUUCGGCAUCGUCAGGAUAUCGCAUAAACCCGAUCCCAAGGACGCAAGGGCUGAACUGCUCUAUGCUGUCAAGGAAUUUCGAAAGCGGCCGCAGGAGACCCCGAAGAAAUAUCAGAAGCGCCUGACAUCGGAAUUCUGUAUAUCAUCGUCAUUGCGACACCCAAAUAUAAUCCAUACGCUCGAUCUUCUACAAGAUGCCAAAGGGGACUAUUGCGAAGUGAUGGAGUACUGUGCUGGGGGCGAUCUUUAUACUCUGGUACUUGCUGCCGGCACCUUGCAGGUUCCAGAAGCCGACUGCUUCUUCAAACAACUGAUGCGCGGCGUCGAAUAUAUGCACGAAAUGGGUGUUGCUCACCGCGAUCUCAAACCUGAGAAUCUUCUGCUCACCACCCACGGGUCCCUCAAGAUCACCGACUUUGGCAACGGUGAAUGCUUCCGUAUGGCGUGGGAGAAAGAGGCUCACAUGACGGCCGGAUUAUGUGGCAGCGCUCCAUACAUUGCUCCUGAAGAGUACGGUGGAGGCGAAUUCGAUCCGCGAGCCGUCGACGUCUGGGCCUGCGGUGUCAUCUACAUGGCAAUGCGUACAGGUCGCCAUCUUUGGAGAGUUGCACGGAAAGAAGAAGACGAAUUCUAUCAGCGAUAUUUGGAAGGUAGAAGGGACGAAGACGGUUAUGCUCCGAUAGAGACAUUGCAUAGGGCUCGCUGUCGAAAUGUAAUAUACUCCAUCCUUGAUCCUAACCCUGGUCGUCGCAUUACAGCUUCCCAAGUUCUCAAGUCGGAAUGGGGUCGUGAGAUCAAGGCGGAGAGGAAGUCUGACAACGGUAGAAAGGAUGAGUGUCUCCCGGGCCCUUUCUAG